AUGGCGAUCCUCACGGACGUCGAAGAAACGCAGCCCCAACAAACUCAGGUUUCUCCUACUCCUCCUCUUCCUCCAAGCAAUCACCCGCAAGAAAAGAACAAUCAGGCUGCGGCGGGGAAGGACGAGAAGGAAGAGAAACCCACUUCCCUGCUUCCAAACGCUGGCAAUGGGCUCGACUUGGAGAAGUAUUCAUGGGGGCAGAGCCUUCAAGAAGUGACGAUCACCGUUCCAGUCCCUCCGGGGACGAAAUCGAGGCAGGUAUCGUGCGAGAUCAAGAAGAAUUCUCUGAAGCUCGGGCUCAAGGGCGCAGAUCAGGCGAUGAUCGUCGACGGCGAAUUGUUCGGUCCAGUGAAAGUGGGCGAAUCUUUCUGGCAAUUGGAGGAUCAGAAGAUCGUAUCUGUUCUGUUGACGAAGUCGGACGAGAGGAAUUGGUGGAAGUCGCUGGUGAAGGGAGGGCCGGAGAUUGACACGCAGAAGGUGGAGCCGGAGCCGAGCAGGCUGAGCGAUUUGGAUCCGGAGAUGAGGUCGACGGUGGAGAAGAUGAUGUUCGACCAGCGCCAGAAGCAGAUGGGUCUCCCCACCAGCGACCAGAUUCAGCAGCAGGACCUCCUCAAGAAAUUUGAUCUCUCCAAGAUGAAGAUGGUCGACAAAUUCAGCAACCUGCCAUAA
Linum tenue is the source of this 669-nucleotide messenger RNA. The record is from the annotation of a GenBank genome assembly. Lineage: Eukaryota; Viridiplantae; Streptophyta; Magnoliopsida; Malpighiales; Linaceae.